Magallana angulata is the source of this 2599-nucleotide messenger RNA. RefSeq lists its product as uncharacterized. NCBI's taxonomy places the organism in Eukaryota, Metazoa, Mollusca, Bivalvia, Ostreida, Ostreidae. The coding region runs from base 1 to 1290 and encodes 429 amino acids. The record is from RefSeq and is a predicted model, not a curated record. The transcript is spliced from 9 exons. Gene Ontology annotation, cellular component: nucleus.
AUGAAAAAGGAAAACGAUGCACUGAACAAAGCAACAUGUAUUGAAUCCAGACUACGAAAUAUUACCAGUACAAAUUGGCUUACACUGAACACUCCAAAAAAGAUGGCGUCUGACACAUCCUUUUGGAUAAAGUUUUUCACAGAAUGUGGGAUACCAGCAGGGGAGGCAACAAACUAUGCCAUCAUUUUCACAGAUAAUCGCAUUCAGAAGGACAUGUUGAUAGAUCUGACCAAAGAAUACCUCAAAGACAUGGGGAUAACAGUGCUGGGUGAUGUUAUUGGGAUUCUUAAGCAUGCAAAAGAAGUCCAUUCUCAGAAUGCCCGUGACAAGGUUCUGAAAGGUUCUGUGGCAGACAGGCCAGUCCCACUGGUUCCUAAAAGGUCAACAGCUGCGAGCCGGACAGUUAAUCACUACAUUGGUAAAGACCCGGAUGCUGCCCCCAUGAACCUGCCCAUUGUUCCAAAGCUGUCCAGGGAGCUGUCCGCCAGACUAGGUGAAUCCCCUCGAUCAGAAUCUCCUAAAGAUAUGAGUAAUGUUGUUAAAAUACCUGUUAGUACACGGUUACAAGAAGAGGUUCCAGUCCCCAAAUCUCGAAGGGUUUUACCUGAGCAUGAGGGCAGGUACAAAAUAAAAAUGCCCUCGGGUACUACCGCCAAAACUCAGAAAAUAUUAGAACAGGGUCUGCCAGCAGGAAGGAGAAAAUCUAAUGUGUUUGAGAGACUGGGUGAAGAAUCUCCCAAUCCAACUAGUGCUAAAACUUCGCCUAUCUCACCCUCUGUUUUCAACCGCCUUGGAGGUAAAUCAGCAGUCAAACGUCCAGCCACGUCAACAUCAGUCGAGACAGACCCAGAUCCUGGUGAGCCUCCGCUCGAGUAUGCUGGUGUCCUCAAAUCCUCUCCAACACCAGUCAAAAAGACUAAAGUCACCAUCACCAAUAACAAAAAGUACGCCUCUCUAGGAAAGAUCACCAUAUCCAACAAAACUGUGACAAGUGCCACUGGCAAGAUCAUGGAGAAGACAGUCACAACCAAAAAACUACUGGUGGCCAAAAAGCCAGUUGUGGUCAAACCAAGUCCAAUGUCAUCGUCAGCGGCAAUGGAUAUGGCAAGUAGUGGUACCAGCAUCAGACAGAGGCUGGGAAAGAAGGUCAGCCUUCCAGUGGUGUCCAGCACCACCGAUGACGGGGAAAGCCCCGCAGUCAGGACAGGCAUUGCAAAGAAAGGCAAAGGGCAGAAAUCAGAGGUCAGCUCUAGCAAUGGUGUCUUCAGCAGGCUGGGGAAAGCUGUGUAACUCAGUGGCUCCAAGGAGAUGACGCAAGGUUAAACAGAGUGACUCUGUAAUGUGAUGUAUGAGAGAGUGCAGGCUGUCGCUAAAGUUCAACAGUAUCAUGAAUGCUUCCAAAUGGACAAACUGUCAGUGCUACAUGUAGAUUUGGGCAUUAAUAGUUUAGAGGGAAUAGCACAAUGUACUUGUUAUGAAAUCUAUUGCUUUCACAAGCAGAGAGGAGACAAUCUUUACUAGAUGAAGGUAACCUCUACUAGUUAAAUGACAUACAGGUGUGUACAGUUCUGACAAACUGUGUACAAAGCUCUGCAGGUUUUCUUGUUAUAGAUAUUUUUUUGUAACAAUUUGAUUUCAUAGCUGUGAUCUGACAAUCUUGAUAAACUGAAAUUUUAUUUAAAAUUUUCUUUUUCCCAGAUACAUGUUUGUAUAAUGUUACAGGUGUUGUUUUAACUGUACAUUGUUGGUUAAAAUUCGUGACUGGAUGAUAAACUCUUAGUGCAAUAUGAUGGAAAUAUGUUUGAAAACAAUAUUGAAGACAACACUGUUUGGCUGACAUUGAAUUUUUAGCCUAUAAAGUUCAGUUUUCAACAUGGCAGACUAGCAUUCAUCUAAACUACCGGUAUAUAUUUAAACUAUGUGUUAAUUUAGUCUGUAAAAAAUCAAUCACUCACAAGACUGAGUGAUACAUUUUACAACAUUGCUCCCUUUUGAAUUAAUUACACCCUGGUAUAAUCUUCAUUAAAAAUUGCAACAGUAAAAUUGAAUGACACAUGUUCAAAAAGGUAAGGGGAAAUACAAUAACUCUGACGAUUUAUAUUUCAUUUUUUUGUCCUGUUGCAAUUCAAUGAUACAAAAAAAUUGUAUACAUCAAAUUUUUUCAAUCAAAUUGGUUUCUACUGAUGAAUUACCACUGCAUAUGGAAAACCUAUACAGUACUAGGUAGUAUACAUGUAUGUGCAUAUUUGUCUAAUUUUUAUUUAUUUAUUUUUUUACAUUUUUUUGGGUCUUUAAAGACAGUAUUUUUAAAUACUAGGGUAAAUUGAUUUGUCAUUAAAAAAAAAUCAAUUCUUGUAUGAGUAGUUUAAUUUGGAUGUAGUGAUUUUUUUGAAGAGGAGAAGGAAUGAAUUUCUUGUAGGUUAUAUGAAUUCUAGGGGUUUAUUUGAGAGGGUUUGGAGUGUACAAAUUUUGGUUGGUAUAUAAAUAGCAAGAUAUGCUCCAUUUCAUUUGGAAUCAAUAUUUGUUUCAAUGUAGUCAUAAUUGUUUUAAUACAUGUAUACUCAGUAGGAUGAUAAUAAAUACCAGUUUACAAAGAGUU